AUGUCGACUCAACAAGUGCCACACUUCGCAGAGGAGACCAAGGCACGACUGACUUCCGUGCCUGUCAGCACCUUCUCCUGGUGCGAAUGUGGUGAUGCUCAGUACGGCAGCAAGCAUAUACAGGUCAAACAAAAGCAUGUCAGCCUGCACCCUGGAAAUGCAGCGGCGAUCUCUUACGGAAUAGGAGACUUUGAUCGCUUCGCUCAUCUCUUUGGACAUCACGAACCUGACCAAGAUGGGACCACUCAGCCACUUGAAUUGACGUUCGGAGGAGAAUGGUCUGUCGCAGAUCUGUCCAAAGCAUUCGUCGACCUGAGCAUCGAACAUGGCGCUUUGUGGUUUGAUCAACUGUCUAUACCCCAGGAUCCGGAACUCAUUCCAAUCCAUUUGCAGAACAUACCAAACAUCUAUCGCGCUUUUGAAGUCAUCGCAGCUGCCUUUGAGGCGUAUGAGGCCGGCGACAAGGCGAAAGACAUUACAGAUCCGAAGAACGGCGACUUCCAGCUCUGGCGACGUUUGGAGAUUUGCGUCAACGCGAUUUCCCGCUCCUCCUACUUCUAUCGUCUGUGGACUAAGCAAGAGAUCGUGUACGCACGCGCCAUAUCCUUCCGUUACUGUGCACGCCUCCCAACCGAGCUUUGCACACAGGCAACGGAGCACGAGUGGAGUGUCAGGACAAGGAAAUUGUCGCCGACUCAGCAUCAGUACAUGGGACCAUGGUGCCGGUGGCUGUACGAGCAAAGUCGUCAAAAUGCCGCCACGUAUGGGGAUUUGCGAGAAGAGGCCGCCUGGUCGAUCAUGCGCGACCACCUCGAAGCAGACGCCAGCGAGGCUCAAAUGGACCAACAAUUUUACCUGAUUGCCCGCUGCCUCCUUGGUGAGAAGCUCAAUAGAGGACCGCACGAGAUCGGGAAGCUGGUGCACUUCAGCGACAUGGACAGCAAUCAUGUGGCUAGUGUGACAAAUGACUUCAUCACAGCUGUCUUCCUAUCAUCCAAGUACUACCGCAUACCGGUCAACGCCUCUACGAUGUCCACGGCCGCACUUCUAGACGAUGUGCUGGUGCAGUACGAAACCGGUCUAGACGAGUUGGUCAAGUCGACCACGCCCCGUGGUCUGUUCCAAAUAGACAGCAAGAAUAACUCGGCACGUUGUACACCAUCGUUGUUCUUGCCUGCUCCUGAGGACAUUACUGUAAUGCGGGAUGUCUAUGGCAGCUUGCACACAGCAUCAUUUCAUACACGUACGCCCGCCAAACUGAUAAUGCUCCAACUCACGCCACAGCCAGAAGUACCAACCUCCCGAAUGUUACACGCGACUACGUACUCCAAGGCAUUCCCUGAUGGAGAUCCGACAAGUACAGCUCGUGCAUACCUUUUCGUGCGGCGCGCGGCGGCAAUUGCGCACUACAAUUUCAGUCGUGUCACACAAGAUGCCCUCUCGGCAUGGGCUACCAGUGUCAUCCGUGGCGGAAUCCCCUACAGUGCCGUCAACGGAGUCAAGUGGCCAUCUCCCGCGCACGAGAAGGCGAUAUUUCGAGCUUCGCUGCAUGGUAUGCAUACGGUGAACGUGUGGGGUGACUUUCCGAACAUUGAUCAUGAAAAGGUAGUGUACUCUCUUAUGUGCGACUUUCUAGGAGUGCGCACGGACAUCGCUCGCAAGCACGGCCUGGGUCUUGUCGUGAAGCAGUCCUCUUCAGCCACGGGCACCUCUGAUUGCAUCGGCAUGGUCAACCACAAGAUAUAUCAAGGUUUGCAGGAGAAAGAAGAAUGGCAAAACCGCAAUGGAGGGCCUCCAAUGGACGAGCGUGAUAUGACCAGGAAGACAAUGCUAUUUAGGGAGGACUGGCUGACUGUGUGUAUUGACACUGUCAUACACAGAGGAGGCGCCACAUGCUAUGAAUGCAUGAUUGCCCAGAAUAGGAUCGACGUACUUGACAAGAACGUCGCCAUGUGCAUGGUUGUUGGAGUAUGGUUCAAAGCGUCCAAGGAUGAUGAGCUGAUCGGAGCGCGCUUGACCGUCGAGCGGGACAAGUGCGAUGCCGUUUUGUUCUGA
Messenger RNA from Cyphellophora attinorum, 2055 nucleotides. RefSeq lists its product as uncharacterized. Bases 1 to 2055 code for a protein of 684 amino acids. Lineage: Eukaryota; Fungi; Ascomycota; Eurotiomycetes; Chaetothyriales; Cyphellophoraceae. The transcript has 3 exons. The record is from RefSeq and is a predicted model, not a curated record.